Molecule: messenger RNA, 2351 nt
Organism: Rhododendron vialii
Lineage: Eukaryota; Viridiplantae; Streptophyta; Magnoliopsida; Ericales; Ericaceae
Product: protein kinase and PP2C-like domain-containing protein
Exons: 12
Coding region: 213-2180 (655 amino acids)
Biological process (GO): protein dephosphorylation; protein phosphorylation
Cellular component (GO): nucleus; cytosol
Molecular function (GO): protein serine/threonine phosphatase activity; protein kinase activity; ATP binding
Source: RefSeq, a predicted model, not a curated record
CCCAUCACCAUCACCAUAAUCGCCACGCAUCAAUCGCUUCUCAUCUCUGGUUUGUCCUCAUUCUCUCCAACGCUGCCACGGCCGAAGCUUCCUUCUCCACCCACCCACAUACACACACACAUACCAACAUAACCAGGCACAUAUAAUAUACAUGCAGGGUUAGGGAGAAAAAAAGGGUGAGGCGGAGUUGAAGAAAGUUGAGAGAGAGAGAGAUGGUGGUGGAAAUCGUGGAGCCAAACACGUGCAUUCGGGGUUGCUGCCGGAGCGACUCAAUCCCGCUCCACCUUCCCCCUUCUUCCUACUCUCUCUCACACCCAAUUGCGCGAGGAGCAGAAAGUGUAGUUUAUGAAGCUAUUUUGGAUGGAAAGAAGGUUGCUGUCAAAAAACCCAUAUUGUCAACCUCUGAAGACAUUGAUAAAUUCCACAAGGAGUUGCAAAUGCUAUGCAAGUUAGAUCAUUUGGGAGUCGCCAAGUUAGUUGCUGCACAUGCAAAGCCGGUGAAUUAUAUGUUUUUCUUCAAAUACUAUGAGUCUGGGAAUCUGGCAGACAAACUACACGUGGAAGAGUGGAAUCCAAGUUUUGAUGAGGUGCUCAGAAUAUCAAUCCAGCUAGCUAAGGCUCUGCAAUAUCUACAUAACCUUGGGAUUAUACACAGGGAUGUGAAACCAGCAAAUAUUCUUCUCGAUGAAAAUCUUCUACCACAUCUGGCAGACUUUGGUUUAGCAGAGUUUAAGAAAGAUCUUAAACAAGUCUCUGUUGAGAACUGGAGGUCAUCUGGAAAGCCAACCGGUGGUUUCCACAAAAAGAAGAUGGUUGGAACACUCAUCUAUAUGGCACCUGAGAUAUUGAAGAGGGAGAUGCACAGUGAAAAAUCAGAUGCAUAUAGUUUUGGGAUAACAAUAAAUGAGCUGCUUACUGGUGUUGUCCCAUACACCAAUCUUCGUGCAGAAGUGCAGGCCCAUACUGUUCUGGAAAUGAACUAUUCUGAACAGCAACUUACAGCAGCUAUAGUGUCCGAAGGAUUGCGACCUGCUCUUGCUAAUCUUGAUUUGGGUGCACCAAUUGGUUUACAGCACUUGAUACAGAGAUGUUGGGAUGCAAAUCCCCAGAAUAGGCCUUCUUUUGAUGAUAUCAUUCUGGAACUUGGUCAUGUUAGGAAAUGCAGAAAGACAGUUGAAGAAAAGAAAAAGGCAGUUGUUGAACCUUCUAUCCCUCUUGGUGAUGAGAACAGCUCAAGCCUCCGAAAUUACCAGGCUAGUAUUAACUGGUUUACCAAGGGUGAAAACUUCUCUAAGAGCUCUUGUAUUGCAGCUGAUUCUUGUGUAAGAAUCUGGCAUGAUCCUUUAACAGAUCUGUUGGCAUACCAUCCAGUGCUGUCUUGGGGAUCCUUUGCUACUUGCGGGAGAAGGGAGACAAUGGAGGAUACUCAUUUUCUUAUGCCCUGUAUGCGCAGUGAGGACAUUCAUGUGUUUGGAAUCUUUGAUGGGCAUCGAGGUGCAGCAGCUGCAGAGUUUUCUGCAAGAGCUCUACCAGGAUUCUUACAAAUUCUGGUUUCCACCAAAAGUCCGUCCGAUGCACUACUUGAAGCAUUUGUCAAGACAGAUGUCGCAUUUAGGGAGGAGUUGGAUAACCAUCGUAAACCUAAGGGAGUUAUACAAAAAGACUGGCAUCCAGGCUGCACAGCCAUUGUGGCUCUUAUAGUUCGAAACAAGCUUUUUGUUGCUAAUGCUGGUGAUUGCAGGGCAAUGUUGUGCCGGGCAAGCAGUGCUCAUUCUCUAAGUAAGGACCAUGUUGCAAGUUGUCUUGACGAGAGAGAACGUAUUAUCAGGACAGGGGGACAGGUCACAUGGGUUGUUGACACAUGGAGGGUUGGUCCCGCUGCUCUCCAGGUUACACGCUCCAUUGGUGAUGGUGAUCUGAAGCCUUCUGUUACUGCCGAACCUGAGAUAACUGAGACCAUUCUCUCUGUGGAGGAUGAAUACUUGGUUCUGGCUAGUGAUGGGCUCUGGGAUGUCAUGAGUGAGGCAGAGGUCGUUAACAUAAUGAAGGACACGGUGAAAGAAGCCGGGAUGUGCUCGAAGAGAUUGGCAACUGAGGCUGCGGAACGUGGAAGCAGAGAUAAUAUAACUGUUAUUGUUGUCUUCCUGCGUCCCGUGUCUACUGCAGAGAGGAUCUACUAGCUAGGUUUGAAGAUGUACCCUUACCGGGUAUGGCGGAAAAUGAACCAGAUUUAUUAUCUAGAACUUGUAUGGAUGCGGUUAUUUUGAGUGAGACAAUGGUUCCAUGGAGAGGAAACGAAGGUGCUAGGACAGAAGGUUUGCCUCUUGUUUGUUGAAAUUGUAUGUCUGCAA